This is a messenger RNA of Psilocybe cubensis, 453 nucleotides long. RefSeq lists its product as uncharacterized. Gene Ontology annotation, cellular component: mitochondrial outer membrane. The transcript has 2 exons. The record is from RefSeq and is a predicted model, not a curated record. NCBI's taxonomy places the organism in Eukaryota, Fungi, Basidiomycota, Agaricomycetes, Agaricales, Agrocybaceae. The coding region runs from base 1 to 453 and encodes 150 amino acids. Gene Ontology annotation, biological process: intracellular protein transport.
AUGGUCAAAGUUCAAAUUGUCGAGGAGAAGGAGUCCAACUCCCCCUAUGCUUCCUCCUCGUCGUCCAGGUCGUCCAGCUCCGUCUCGCUCUCCUCUGUAGAGUCCGACGUCUCUGUUGACGAGUCCUUUUUCGACCGUGUCGCUGCCCUCAAAGACAUCGUUCCUCCGACGACGCGGCACAGUAUCGCCACCCGUAUUUCAAAGACCGCCUCUUUCGUCAAGAAGAGCUCAAAAGUGAUUGGCAACAUUGUCUGGGUCAUCACAACUUCCGCCCUCCUCGUCGGGCUCCCCCUUGCCCUUGUCGUCGAAGACGAAGCCAAGGCCGUAGCGCAGGAGAAGGAGAUGCUCGAGCAGCAGCAAGGCGCCCAACAGAUGAUGGCCCCUUCUCUCUACCCCUCACAGCCAGGAGCGGAGUCCGGACAGCCAAAAGGGCUCGUGCCGCCAGGAUUCUAA